Oikopleura dioica is the source of this 2004-nucleotide messenger RNA. NCBI's taxonomy places the organism in Eukaryota, Metazoa, Chordata, Appendicularia, Copelata, Oikopleuridae. The record is from the annotation of a GenBank genome assembly.
AUGAAGAUGCUCCUGCCGCUAAGUACGUAUUUACUAGCGAGUACAGUAAAUGCGAUGACUUUCCAUGAAAAAGUGGUGAGCAAGAAGAUACGGCAAGAAGCGAAAAAUCCGCUACUAACACCACGAAAUCUCUUCGUGGGGAAAUCGGAAACAAGCAUGCUCUGCAAAGAUCGCCCGCUAGGAAAUCAGUGCUGCGCAGGAGAAGAUUGGAAUUGUCAGCCGCCGAACUCGGUGUGCUCUUGUGAUCAGGGCUGUGUCCGGCAGAACGAUUGUUGCUCCGAUUAUGAAGAUACGUGUAGUCAUAUGCUCGGGACCCCGAAGAAGACUUGCAAAGGAACAGGGACGGCCAGAGCUAAUGGAGACCCACAUUACAUGACUUUUGAUGAAAAAGUCAUUCACUUUCAGGGCAACUGCACAUACUUGCUGAGUAAAAACUGCAAAGAGGGACCAGUCGAUUUUAAAAUCUUUGGUCGAAACGAAAACCGAUAUGGUAACAUGGACAUGUCUUGGACAAAGGACAUCAUCCUCAUGUAUAAAAACAUAAAAAUCGAGCUUCUCAAGGGAGGCAAAGUAAUGUUAAACAAUGAGCGGGCUUAUACGCCCACUCUACUUCCUGACGGAACAAAAAUUGAUAAAAGUGGCAAUUACGUCUCCAUUUCCACCUUUUUUGGAAUUCAAAUUUUCUACGAUGGCGAGGGAAAUAGCGAAAUCAAAGCGUCUUGCGAUUGGUUCGACAAGCUCUGCGGAUUGUUGGGAAACUACAAUGGUGACUUCAAUGAUGAUUUCAAGGGAUCAGAUGAUGUUACCUACAAUGAAAUGUCAGUAGAGGCAUUCGGAAAGUCGUGGAAACGACCCGGAUUGGAUAACCGUGAUGGAUGUGGCGCAGAUUUGAGCGAACUUCAACCCCGUACCCGACCGUGGAUGAAAUGGGUUGAAGAGCUUGAGCAGCGACCAAACGGUACAAUGCCUCACUGUACUGAGCAACAGUUCAACGCCGCCAUUGACCGAUGCAGUAUUCUUAUUGAUGACAUGGCAAAUUUUCAACAAUGCUUUGACAAUGUUCCGCCUCAGAAAUUCUACGAAAACUGCAUUUGGGAUCAAUGUGCUACAAAACUCGCGGACGGAGCUUUUUGCGAUUCUUUAGCUGCUUAUGGCCGCGCGUGCGCCGACAAGAAAGUUCCGAUUAACUGGAGAAACAAAUACUUGUGCCCCGCUCAGUGCCCGGCAAACUCGCACUACGAGCAUUGUGGUAGCCAGUGCGUGGCAAGUUGUGGUGAUCCAAAGCCGAAGUGCAAUGAUAUGGAUGCAGGUUGCUUCGAGGGUUGCUACUGUAAUAAGGGAUAUCUCUGGAAUGGACUCAAGUGCGUUAAAAACGACCAAUGCGGUUGUGUAGAUGGCGACAACACCUACCAGAUCGGCGAGAGCUUCCUACGACGCGGCUGCUCGGAGGAAUGUAAGUGUUCGGGUGUUAAUGAUGUUAAGUGUAAGCCGAACGCGUGUGACGAGUGCGAUGUCGAAGACGGAAUUGAAAAAUGUUGGCCAAGUGUGAGAAAGAUCACAAUUCCAACUUUGACGACUGCCAGACCAACAACCAAGAAGAAUCGAAAUAAGAAGAAGAGAACAAAACCGGCUAAGACAACCCCAACGACGACGACAACAACGACUGCAGAACCAACAACAACAGAGGCUCCGACAACGACAACAGCUGUGUUCGGGUACCUUCGACAAGGCCCAUUCGUGCAGUGGCCUGAAUGUCAAAAGAAAGACUAUAUCCACACAAAUCGCAUCCGGCCGGAUUGGAUCCAGCCUAACGCUUGUUGCGGUCAACGACCGUAUAAUGAUGUCGUUACAUCGUGUUGUCUCAAUAGACAGCUUUACGACCACGAUGAGGCCAAAUGCUGCGAAGAAGUCGGAGUGGUCGUUCCAAUCGAUGAAGACUGCAGGCGUGAAAAUCAUAUCCACGAACACCAUUCGCAAAACAGUUUAUCUUCAAGUGUGCUGUAA